AGACAUAUAUAACAGACUGAAAUACUUCUUUUUUACUUACUUAUACAUAAUAUAAUGAAUAUUCAAUUAAUAAUUUUCCUGUGCUUCACACCAAAUAUUAUUUUAGUUGUUUUCGCUAAAAAUGUAAAAAUCAUUGGUGGUGUGGAUGCAGAUAUAAAGGAAAUUCCUUAUAUAGCAUCGUUAAGACAAUUUAAAAAAGAAGAACAUUUUUGUAGUGGUGCAAUUAUUAGUCAUUAUCAUAUUCUUACGGCAGCUCAUUGUAUAGAUAGUUUAGAUAAAUCGGAAGUUCGGAUUUAUGUAGGAUCCGCUAAUUCUUCAAAUUAUACAGGACCAUAUUAUAAUAUACAAGACAUCAAAAUGCAUCCAAAGUAUAAUAAAGCAAACAUAAAAAAAUUGAAAACCCGUUACGAUAUUGCUGUUCUCACAGUUUAUCCACGCAUUCCUUUCAAUCAAUUUCAAAAUAAAAUAAAUCUCCCAAAUCAAGAUAUUGAGACUGGUGAACUCGGUUUAAUAAGUGGCUGGGGAUGGAAAACUUAUCCAAUAGGUUGGAUUUCUGAUACAUUACAAAAGCUCAGUAUGUGGAUCAUUUCAAAUGAGCAAUGCGCCAACUACUUUACAAACUUGAUUCGUGAGGAGCAUAUUUGCGUAUAUCGUAACCGAGAAACCGGCACAUGCUUCGGCGAUAGCGGUGGGCCAUUAAUUAAUAAUAAUACACUCAUCGGUAUUUCAUCUAUAAACAGUCCAUGUGCUUCGGGCGAUCCCGAUGUAUACGUCAGAGUUUAUACCUUUUUGGAAUUUAUCAAUUCCAUUAUAAAUUGUCACUGUGUUCCAUUUGACUGCAAUUGUUUAUAAAAGAAUAGUUUAAAAAAUUAAAUAAUGAAUAAAUUUAAUUGAAAUAAUAAGUAGAUUAUUAUAGUAGAGUUAUAACAACCUAGAUGAUAAUUCUUACAAGUAAAUAAGAAUUAAUUAAGAAAAAAGAGCUUAUACGUAUCGCGACACUAUACUCCAAAGAAAAACUCUUUCUCAAUAUCUUCACAGAAAAAUGGAUUACCAAACUGUUAUUCAUAUAUGCUUAACGAUACAGUAACAUCGACCAUAAAUCAAUAAAUAAAUAGAAUACGAGUGUCGCAUUAUAUUAAAAAUGGCUGAUAUUUCAUCAAAUAUUUCAAUGGGUCAAUGCAAACUAUAAUGUACAAUAAAGAAAAAUAAUCGUCAGCCCGUGCCGAUUAGAAGGGAUGUAAUAUUAGUUAAACAUAUUUUUAUCUUCUUUUUACUUCACCUC
Messenger RNA from Ceratosolen solmsi marchali, 1282 nucleotides. RefSeq names its product chymotrypsin-2-like. The transcript is spliced from 4 exons. Gene Ontology annotation, molecular function: serine-type endopeptidase activity. The coding region runs from base 55 to 852 and encodes 265 amino acids. The record is from RefSeq and is a predicted model, not a curated record. NCBI's taxonomy places the organism in Eukaryota, Metazoa, Arthropoda, Insecta, Hymenoptera, Agaonidae. Gene Ontology annotation, biological process: proteolysis.